AUGACCGCGUCAAAGGUAGGUCAGCACCUUCGGUCGGCGUGGUCGAGCAUUCGCCUACUGUUCACUGCCAUCCGCCGGUUCGUACUGAGAUAUCGGUUGCUGCCGAUGCUGGCCCUGAUUCUGUACACGGUUUCAGGGGGCGUCGUUUUCCUGUUCAUUGAACGCUCGAACAAGCCUCUGAUCGAUACGUCCCCAUCUGACAUUUCCGUGACCUCGUCGAUCAUCAGACAGAUGUACCAGCACCACCUAACUCGAUGGUUGUGGUCAUCGUACCUGCGCAACGAAACGGUCCAACGACGAAAACAACUGAUUCGCAACGCCUGGAAGUGGUACGACAAGAGGGUUGGUGACCUGAACAAAUGUACCCAGGCAACGGCAGUCAUACCGUGGGAUAUAUGGUCAUCGAUUUACUACGCGAUGACCCUGUACACUACGAUCGGCUACGGCAAUCUGGCUCCAAGCACGAACGUUGGACGAGUGGUAAGUCUGAUCUACGCGCUGUUUGGCAUCCCACUACUGCUGUACAUUCUCGACUUCACCGGAAAAGCGCUAUUAAGCUCGGCGGAACGCGCGAUGCGGUGGUUCAUAGCGUCGCACCCCAACCUGUCGAUGAAGUUGCACCUGAAAGAGGAUGUACCGCUGACAGCCAUCACGGUUUUGUUCGUAUUCUGGUUAUGCUUCUGUUCAGCGCUGUUUCUGUUAUGGGAAACCGACUGGGAUUUCUUCACCAGUUUCUACUUCGUCUUCAUCAGCUUCAGCACCAUCGGCUUAGGUGACGUUGUCCCACACCACCCGAAGUACACGCUGAUGUGCUCGAUAUUCGUUGUGUUCGGCCUCUCGGUAGUCAGCAUGCUGAUUAGUUCGAUUCAGGCCAAGCUCGAGCGGCUGUUUGAAUCUUUCCUCAAAAAUAUUCAAGAGGAGUACCACAUGAAGCAAAGCCAGCCAGAAAAUAGUAAGAUGAUGCUCGAAGGAGAGGACUCCAUGGAAGCUAUCCAGCAAGUGUGUAAGCCAAAAGCGUUGGAGGAGAAAAUCCUCUUCAACUGGAUGAGUUCCGACAAAAAGCAGCGACUUCGAAAGGAAUGGGCGAAGCGGUGCCAAAUGGUGAACACGGAAACCCAGACAACGUUGCAAACAUUUAGAGACUGUGCCGUGCAGAGUGAGGAAGACGAAAUGUUCUUGCCGGGCUACAGACCGUUUUACAUAUACAAUACUGAAUGA
Molecule: messenger RNA, 1218 nt
Organism: Soboliphyme baturini
Lineage: Eukaryota; Metazoa; Nematoda; Enoplea; Dioctophymatida; Soboliphymatidae
Source: the annotation of a GenBank genome assembly